This is a messenger RNA of Pieris macdunnoughi, 801 nucleotides long. The record is from the annotation of a GenBank genome assembly. Lineage: Eukaryota; Metazoa; Arthropoda; Insecta; Lepidoptera; Pieridae.
AUGAUGGGGCUACCACGAGCCGGCGAGAUAACCAGAGCUCAGCUUAGAAUUAAAGAAAGCAAGGAGUUCAAGAAUACAGUGGACAAACUUGUCCAAAGGGCAAAUGCCUCAAUCAUUAUAGGGACUUCUUCCUGGAAGGAACAGUUCACAGAAGCCUUGACGGCCAGCUCAGAUAAUCCAGAUGAGCCGCCGUCAUGUUUAGACUAUGUAAUGCACAUAUUAACGAUAUUCUGGAAGAUUAUUUUCGCAUUCGUACCACCCACUGAUAUCGGUGGUGGCUACGUCUGUUUUGUCGUGUCCAUAGUGUGUAUUGGCCUGGUAACUGCUGUAAUUGGCGAUGUGGCUUCACACUUUGGCUGCACACUGGGCAUCAAAGACUCCGUUACUGCGAUAUUAUUUGUUGCUCUCGGGACUAGUAUACCUGAUACAUUCGCAAGUAAAGUGGCGGCUAUACAGGAUAAGCACGCAGAUGCGUCAGUGGGAAAUGUGACUGGUUCAAACGCAGUGAACGUCUUCCUUGGCAUCGGCGUAGCAUGGACCCUGGCCGCCGUGGUGCAUUGGACACGGAACGAGAAAUUCCACGUGGAUCCGGGAAACCUUGCCUUCAGCGUGACGAUGUUCUGUUCUGAAGCGGCACUGGUGGUGAUAGUUCUCAUGCUGCGUAGGCGAAAGUCAGUGGGUGGUGAGCUGGGCGGACCGCGCGGUGUCAAAAUAAUCACAUCUAUGUUCUUCUUUUCUUUAUGGUUAACUUACCUCACUUUAUCUAGCUUAGAGGCCUAUGGCGUUAUUAAGGGAUUCUAA